AGGAGAACAUGGCCAAGCGGGUUGCAAUUGUGGGAGCUGGGGUCAGUGGCCUGGCCUCCAUCAAGUGCUGCCUGGAGGAAGGACUGGAGCCCACAUGCUUUGAGAGGAGUGACGACCUCGGGGGGCUGUGGAGAUUCACCGAACAUGUUGAAGAAGGCAGAGCCAGCCUCUACAAGUCUGUGGUUUCCAACAGCUGCAAGGAGAUGUCUUGUUACUCAGACUUUCCUUUCCCAGAAGAUUAUCCAAACUAUGUGCCAAAUUCUCAAUUCCUGGAAUAUCUCAAAAUGUAUGCAAACCGGUUCAGCCUUCUGAAAUGCAUUCGAUUCAAGACUAAAGUCUGCAAAGUAACAAAAUGCCCAGAUUUUACUGUCACCGGCCAAUGGGAGGUAGUCACUCAGCAUGAAGGAAAGCAAGAGUCUGCCAUCUUUGAUGCUGUCAUGGUCUGCACUGGUUUCCUUACUAACCCACAUUUGCCACUGGACUGUUAUCCAGGUAUAAAUACAUUUAAAGGCCAAUACUUUCAUAGCCGACAGUAUAAACAUCCAGAUAUAUUUAAGGACAAGAGAGUCCUUGUGAUUGGAAUGGGGAAUUCAGGCACAGACAUUGCUGUAGAGACCAGCCGCCUGGCAAAAAAGGUGUUCCUCAGCACCACUGGAGGGGCAUGGGUGAUGAGCCGAGUCUUUGACUCAGGAUACCCAUGGGACAUGGUGUUCAUGACUCGAUUUCAGAACAUGUUCAGAAAUUCUCUCCCAACUCCAAUUGUGACGUGGUUGAUGGCAAGGAAGAUGAACAGCUGGUUCAAUCAUGCAAAUUAUGGCUUAGUACCAGAAGACAGGACGCAGCUGAGAGAGCCUGUGCUAAAUGAUGAGCUUCCAGGCUGUAUCAUCACAGGAAAAGUGCUCAUAAAGCCAAGCAUAAAGGAGGUGAAGGAAAAUUCUGUUGUAUUUAACAACACCCCAAAGGAAGAGCCCAUUGAUAUCAUCGUCUUUGCCACUGGAUACACCUUUGCUUUCCCCUUCCUUGAUGAGACUGUAGUCAAAGUUGAAAAUGGCCAGGCAUCGCUGUACAAGUACAUCUUCCCUGUGCAUCUGCCAAAACCAACCCUGGCUGUCAUUGGCCUCAUCAAACCCUUAGGCUCCAUGAUACCCACAGGAGAAACACAAGCACGAUGGGCUGUUCGAGUCCUGAAAGGUAUAAAUAAGUUACCACCACAAAGUGCCAUGACAGAGGAAGUUAACGCAAGAAAAGAAAACAAACCCAGUGGGUUUGGCUUGUGCUACUGCAAAGCUUUACAAUCAGAUUACAUCACAUACAUAGAUGAACUCCUGACCAAUAUCAAUGCAAAACCCAACCUAUUCUCAUUGCUCCUGACGGACCCACGCCUGGCUUUGACCAUCUUCUUUGGCCCAUGCACACCAUACCAGUUCCGCUUGACUGGCCCAGGGAAAUGGAAGGGAGCCAGAAAUGCUAUCUUGACUCAAUGGGAUCGAACAUUCAAAGUCACCAAAACUCGAAUUGUACAAGAAUCCCCAACUCCCUUUGCAAGCUUGCUUAAACUCUUAAGCCUUCUGGCUUUGCUAAUGGCCAUUUUCCUAAUUUUCCUAUAAGAAGUACCCAGAUGGCCUGUCAGAUGCACAUAGUAGAUUUACAGUGCUCUGGUCCCUCCAUUCCCACAUCAUGACCCUCACAGCCUUGAACUAUAUUCAAGUGGUGAAGGCCACCUCCCAUCCUUCCCUGGCUGACCCCAAGGCUACCACUGGUAUUCCUGGACCUCUCCCAGCCCCACCUGCUCCCAGUGCUAGAGCAAGAUAAUCAUGAUUUCUGUGCAUUUGAAGGCUACUGGGAAGUUCCAUGUUCAUUUUACAAAGAGAGUUGUUUACGGCAGCACUCUGAGCAUUUAUAUCUCUCUCUCAUAUAAACCAUUUCAUAGGCCUCAAAUAAAACCCCCUAAUUCACAAAAGAUUUGGUUGUACUAAAAUGAUGUUGUUAUGGUAUCAGCUGAUU
Molecule: messenger RNA, 2004 nt
Organism: Canis lupus familiaris (dog)
Lineage: Eukaryota; Metazoa; Chordata; Mammalia; Carnivora; Canidae
Gene: FMO1
Product: flavin containing dimethylaniline monoxygenase 1
Molecular function (GO): flavin adenine dinucleotide binding; NADP binding; N,N-dimethylaniline monooxygenase activity
Source: RefSeq, marked provisional